CUGACUGGCUAACUGGCUGGCUGGCAGUCGGUUCGAGAGAGUGUCAGCUUCAGUCCAAUAUUGGUCGUGAAUAGAAAUAGACAAAAAACAGCGCGGCGCGUGCUGUGUUUCUCCGCUCCGGUGUCGCGAAAAAACGAAAAACAACCGUGCCAGAAGUCGUCCUCUUCGCUUCGGCUGGAACCAGAGUUGCCGGAUUGCCGAAAGUGUAGAGGAGCAGGCGCGCACGCAUGCACGCACGCACGCUGUGUAUCCUCCAUUAUCGUCGGUAAUCCCCUCGUCGAACGACCGCGAAGAGUGACCCCGCCAGUCAGUGUGCCUUCCGCCGUGCCAAGUGUCAUUCCGGGCUAGUGUCUUUGUGUGUGUGCCAUAUGUGUGAUUGUUUUGUUGGCGAGUUUUUCCAUUGUGUUUACCUUUGGCACCUUACCCUGCACAGUGCGACACGACGACGAUAUUCACUUGACACGUUGCCACGGAAAUGGAUUCUCAACUGCUGGAGCUGUUUCUAAGAUGAUAAGAAAGUCCAACCCAAGAAAAAAACACUCUCAAGUCUUUGAAAUGAAGUUUUCCUAAACCAAAUGCAACAAUCAUUUCAAGCGUUCUAACCAUUCCGAAACGUACCUUGAAGCGUACCCAAAACAGUACGAAGCAAAUGGUGACAGUGUGUGAGUGUGUCGAAUUACUACUGCCAUACUCUCUCAAAUACUUCUGCUGCCGCAGCGACAUCGGCAACGACGGCCACUGUGAACGGCAAACCAAUGAUUUUGGCUGCUGCGGUUCCGGAGAUACUAAAGCCGUCGCUCCAUUCAUGAACUGUCAAACCUGUCUCUGUCAACAACAGCAUCUAUCGUAAAUAAUCGGUAAUCGAAACUCACAUCAACACACCGGAUACGUCCAGGUGGCAACGUCGUUUGUCACCAAGCAAAUCACUAAUAACAUCAAUUUGCUUACUAAAACAUCACACGAUCCUCAUCGAAGCAGGCGAAGCAACACGUCCGUAGAAGCAUUUGAAUGUCACUCAGUCGUUACAUCCAUAGUUGAAGUCAAUUUCGCCACACACAAACCUGAAAGAAGUGCAAUUAUAGUGUUUUAUAAAAAGAAAAAAUACGAACACCAAACAUCCUAAGCAAACAGCUCCUUACUGCAAUCAACUUGCUAAAAUAGAUCGCAAAACUAACGUUAUCUACUUCAUCGCAACCUGUUGGCACACGCGGUCGUCAUCCGGCUAACUUUACGAACCCGUCAAGGUUUUACCAUAAAGGAUUUCCAAUGUUAAAUAGCCAACAGCAAUCACCGGCAGCCUCACAGCAGCAGCAACAGCAGCAGCAGCGUCACACGCCGAACAGCCAUUCGCCAGACCAGCACAGCAGCCACAGCUAUUUCAUAUUCGACGAGCUGAAUUCGGCCCUGGCAGCCGAGCGAAACAACAACAGCGCUACGAAAAACAGUGCCCAAAAUCUGGUCCUGGCGGCCGCCAGCAAUAAUGAUAGUAUCAUCGCCAAGAUCAAUCAGAUCAACAGUACCCAUCACAGUGCUAACGCCGGAAGUGCACGAACUGCAAAUACCGGCUCCGGUACCGGCCUGUCGUCGCCGUCAUCCGCCACCGGAGGUGCCUCGUCACAAACCUCCAUCUCGUCCGUAUCGUCCUCGAGCGGAACCGGCGGAAUCAUGUCCCAACAGCAGCAGCAACAGCACCAUCAAAUCAUGUCCGCACUGGCGCAGCAAAAAUCACCCUUUAGUCAGCGCUUUUCCUAUGGCAACACUGUUGGAACGAACAGCAGUGGGGGAACCAGCACUGUUAACAGUGCGGCCAGUCAAGCAUUCCAGAAUCAGCAAACCACAUUCGCGCAGUUCGGAGCCUACAGUCAGACACAGCCCACUACACUGCUUCAGCAGUCCCAGCAAGCGUCCUCGCUGCAGCAGAAGACUGGUUUCGCAACCGGAACUACCACAACCACCACCACAACCAAUGGCGGCAGUACGGUUAGUGUCGGCGGCGGCGAUAACUACCACUUCAAGACGCUGGUCCCGUCGGUGGCCGCCGGUGCAAUCAUCGGGAAAGGUGGCGAAACGAUCGCCUCCCUGCAGAAGGAUGCCGGAGCGCGGGUGAAAAUGUCCAAGGCACAUGACUUCUAUCCCGGAACAUCCGAACGCGUCUGUCUCAUUAGCGGUACAGUCGAUGGCAUAUUGACUGUGCUCGAUUUUAUCAUUGAUAAGAUUCGCGAGAAGCCCGACAUGACCAAGGCACUGACCGACGCCGACGCCAAGCAGGCGGCCGAGCGCGACAAACAGGUCAAGAUUUUGGUCCCGAACUCGACGGCCGGUAUGAUCAUCGGCAAGGCCGGGGCCUACAUCAAACAGAUCAAGGAAGAAUCGGGUUCGUACGUCCAGAUCUCGCAAAAGCCGAAAGAGCUCACACUGCAGGAGCGCUGCAUCACGAUCAUCGGCGAGAAGGAGAACAACAAGAUUGCAUGCAAGAUGAUCCUGGCGAAGAUCAUCGAAGAUCCCUCAUCCGGCUCAUGCUUGAACGUAUCAUACGCAGACAUCAACGGACCGGUGGCCAAUUUCAACCCCACUGGUUCGCCAUUUGCCGCCUCACAGAAUCCCACUUUCAGCUCCAGUACCGCAUCAUUAAAUUCCGCACUGAGCGGCACACUGCCCGGGGCAUCCGCGGCCGGUUUACUGGUCAACGGCACCGGACUGAAUCUGUCAUUAAAUCUAGGUGCACCUUCACCACAAACUAAUCCUACAGUUACCACACAAUUGCUUGAACAUAUUAAGGGUGCCAUGAGACAGUCCGGCUAUUCCGACACGGCAACCACUGAAGUGCACGCAGCGUUAGCCGUUCUUGCCAAGUACGGAGUGCUGGGUAUCGGCGUCGGUUUGCAGAAUGGAACCCACACAACCCCGCUGAGCUUCCUGGGGGUGCCAGAGCUGCAGCAAUCGACCGCAGCAGCGGCAGCGUCGGCGGCUAGUGGAGUAUAUGGUGCAGUAGGCCAACUGAAUCUGGACUCCUACCUGCAUGGUGCUGGCACCGCGACGCCCCGUACCUCAUUGGAACGCUACGACGCUACCUUCGAUCCGUUCCGACAUCCAGGAACGCAAGCCGCCACACCGAUCUCUAUCAACAACAAUGCAUUCGGUCUGACCAGUGCUACCGCUCUGAAUGCUGCAGCAGCUGCUCAAACGCUCGGAUCGCUCAGCAAGAGUCCGACACCGGCCGAGAUGACCACCAGCAAGGAGAAGAACGUGGAGAUCCCCGAAGUGAUCGUUGGUGCCAUCCUAGGUCCCGCCGGUCGCAGCCUAGUCGAGAUCCAGCACCUGUCCGGGGCGAACAUUCAGAUUUCCAAGAAGGGCAUCUUCGCCCCGGGUACCCGCAACCGCAUCGUCACCAUUACCGGUGGCCCGAACGCCAUCAACGUCGCUCACUAUCUGAUCGAGCAGCGGAUCCAGGAGGAGGAAGCGAAGCGCGCCUGCCAGACGACUGCCGGAGCAGCCGGCAAAACGGCCGCCGCCACCGUGGCGGCCGUUACGCAGUGAAUCCCUUCGUGCCCCCUGCGCCCCCCUGAACACAUUCAACCAACUACACAUACAGACACAAACAAACAAACAAACUCUACAGCUAGAUAUGCAACAUUUGAACGUGUUCGUGUGUGAGUAGCGUGUGUGUGAUCGAUCGCGCAUGCUUUCGCCAGGUUUUGUGGAUGUGCAAGCGCGAAGCGAGCGCGCGGAAGUGUCGUUUAAUAAUUACGAAGAAAUAAUUGUUAUUUUAGUAGUUAAUUCAAGAUUUAAAGCAGAAAAUUUUAAGCUCAGUUGAGGGAAGGAGUAGAAAAUGCAACUGAAGAAAAUAUAUAUGAUAGAUGACAAGUGAGAGAGAAAAACAAACACAUGCACACACGCGCACACACACACAUGCGAUACGUUGUAGGUAAAAUCGAAGAUCAUCAACCCCCUCAAACACACACACACAUCCAAGCGAAUAGAUCAGUCCGAAUGUGAGUGACAAACACCCACACUGUUGUACGGGAUAGACCGCUUCCCCGAAUUACGUACUAAUUUGUUUCGUUUCUGUUCAGAUCCUACGGUUCUUUGUUUCUUCGGGAGUUCUUAUUUGCAAUUUUUGUCAUUUGAUUUUAUUAUUUUUACAUAUUUUAAGAGAUGUUUUUAGGUUUUUAUAUACAUAUUCAUAUUUCAUAUAAAACGGGCCAGGCCUAAAGAUUUUUUUUAGCUAUUAGCGAAUGUAAUGUGAAAAUCGAAAAGAGCCUCACUAUACUACACAUGCAUAAAUGCAAACAAAUACAUACACAUACACACACAUAUAACACACCGUUUUCCGCGGAUCGGCAAACCGUGUUUCGGCAGUCCGUCGACUUAGUGUCCCGUUCGGGUAGAGAUUUACUAAGUAGUAGAAAAGGCACUCUAUAAUACUAGUAGACGAUAGAUGAUUGGAUAAACAAACAAACAAACAAACAGUUAAGCAAAAAAUGUUUAAACCGAAUUAGUUCGCGUCGCUGUCUCAUUUUGCCAUUCAGUCGAAGCGAAGCACCACGGGCCUGAAGAAGACCGAUCCCUCAUUUCGUUUUGUUAUGUCUUGAAAAUGCAUUGUUAAAUGUUAGCACACGUAUAUUCUCAAACACAUACAUACAAACACACAUACACACACGCGCAUACAAUGAUCGCAGUUUGUCGAUUGUCUGCGAAUAACACAACCGUUGUUGCGGAGAAGUGCAGAUAGAAUACAUGUUGUAACGCAGUCAUAGUGAAUAAAAGAAAGUAGGAAACAACUAGGUAAUUGCGAAAGGGUAAAGUCUAACCACUUUUUACUAGUUAACAGUUAGUAACUUUAGUUCGCGGAAGAGAAACACUAUAUUUAACCUAAAGAAGAAUGUUUCUCUUGUUUUAUUUUUAAAAUAGUGGCAAACCAACAAAGAUUUGUUAAUAUAUACGUUAUGUUGGCGUCAGGUCAAUCUUUCCCUUUUUAAUUAUUAAUAAUCCACUAUUAGACAACAAGUAAAUGAAACGAAAAACAAGGCAAAGGCAUGUGCAAAGCUGUAAUUUUAACUUGUUUUAAAUGUUUAAUUGCAAUCUGUUAAUGUUAAACCAAAAAGACGAUUUUCUUCAUAAAACCAUUUUACAAACUUCACAGGAGUUCGUAGAUUUUAGCAAACAGAUGCAAAGACAAGACGAAAACCAUUUACACCACUUACAACAGACAUACACACACAUACACGCACGUAUAAUUAUAUAUGUAAACAAUGUCAUCACAGUUAUCUACUAUCUGUCACAUUUUUCCUCGAUCGUGCUAUUUAUAACUGUCACAUCACUUUCAGAAGCAACACACAGCAAACUGCUGAACUGUUAUUGCUACUAGUACUGUAUCGUUACAUUUCUAGCAAUCCAUCCUUGCAGAUCCCAGCAGCAUUCAAUAUUUCCGAUGCACCUUGUUUUCAAGUCAAUACGAUAAACAGACAAACAAACAAACAAACAUACAGAAAGAAAGAACUUCUAUUUAUAGCCAAUUACCAUUAACCGUUAAUAAUCUAGUUUAGUUUACGCGAAAGGAAGAAAAAAAAAGUAUAACUAUACAAUAGUGAUAUACUACUAUUAGAAGGAAGGAUAGAAAAAGGAGGAACCGCAGCGGGAGCUUGUAAAGUUGUUAGCAACCAAAACCCUUUUUUUCUGUACGACUAAAAGCAGCAGCAGGAUUGAAUUAAUGGAAAAUAUACGGGAUAAAACGAAUUACCAAUCACAAACAAACAAACAAACAAACGAAACCGCUUAGGCUUGCGAUUAUUUUAGUUUUUAGUUUCCAACAAACUCAUUCGUCGCUUGCUUCAUUCAUCAUCGGUUGACUCCAUCGCAUCGCCACACCCGUUUGCAUCCAAUCAUUAGAGAAGCUAUUAUAGGACAGAGGAGGAGGAGGAGCGCGCGCGUAUGUUUUCGAGUUUUUUUUUUUGCCCGACUUACAUCGACCCACAAGACACAAAUCCUUGUAAAUAUGUAAUUCGCUAUAUUUUACGACAAAGUUUCAAUUGACAGUUUGUUUCCCCCCGUAAUCACAGAUGAGAAAGAUAGAGAGAGAGAAAAAAAUAUUAAAACUUAAUGCCGGAAGCCUACACUAGAGCAAAACAGAUAGUACAAUGUUAAAAAAACAUUACGUUUGAAAAAAGAGAUGACGAUGAGGAAGAUAGAACAAACAAAAAAAAAAAAAACAUCACAGCAGAGAGCGGAGGAGAACCACAGUCCAGUUAGGUAAUGAAACAAAACAAACUCUAAGGGGAGAGGAGUUCUUGUAGUAGGACGUUCUCUUCGAUUCGAUAGUUUCACUAUUAAUCCGCAUUCAUUAGCACUACUAACCACCACUUUCACCAACCACCAACCGCCGAAAGACCUUGUUACUGGGUGCUUGUUGUCCCUGCUGUCGUCCGUUGCUUUGGAGUUUUACGAAGAGCCUGCACCCACUGGUUCUUUUCUGGAGGAUAUCUUUGGCUUUAAAAAGUUUUCCUUUUCUUCGACUAGAGACUCUAAUCGCUUAUGUCAACUGCGAUAUUUCUUUUAAAGUUCAAAAAUGAAGCACUGUCUUCCUUGAGUCAAGUGCAUAGAUUGUUCAAAAAGCUUUGUUGAACAAGUUCGUCAAUAAUUUCGGAGCUGGUUUCUCAAAAAUUUUAUCAACUUGUGCUAAGCGAGUUGAAACAGUCUUAUGAACUUUAUAUCUAAUAAUUGGAGCAGGAUGCGCGUUGUACGAGACGUUGUACCUAUGCUUCCUAUAUUUACGUUGGCGGUAGGAAGUUUCACCUUUAUUUACAUUUUUCUGGUUGAAGCAUUAGGGCACCGACGUCCGUUAAACGUUUUUCUGUGGUAUAGACAGUGACAGAUUCCAAUCCGGGGUAAUAACGAUUUAUAAACACAAUUACCCGAAUCGGUGAUGCAGACACUAUCGCUGAGCUCAGGCCAUUCUGGAUCUGGAUCUGGAAUGCUUUGGUUUUUCCAGUAGCAUCUGACAGGAUCUGGACCUUAGACAAACCGAAUACCGACCAUUCGGUUUGGGGAUUCGAUUCUAGGAGCAUAUUUCAAGGGGGUUGAGAAGGUGGAAAAUAGUUUAAAAAACGAUUUGCAAUAUCAUUUCAAAUCAAAAGUAGCCGAACACAGUAGUGUCAAGGAGAACCAUUCGAUAAUAUCUUCGGAGAACAUCCAUCUUCUUUGCAGCUAUAACAAUGAGUUGAGAAUUAGAUGACACUGAAAGCCUGCAAAUAGUUAAAGAGAUAGUAGAACUUAAAGGAAUUCAUCUACGAUUUGUUCUCGGUUAAACGAAUAAUAAUGUUGGUACUAAAUAACCUCUGGCCAUGAAUUAUAAAGUUAUGAAAUAUUUUAAUACCUAUAAUUAUAGGAUUGAAAAUAAGAUUAAAAUGAAAAAAAGCUACGUUCAUUAGGAUUCAAUG
Sabethes cyaneus is the source of this 7436-nucleotide messenger RNA. RefSeq names its product RNA-binding protein Pasilla (gene pasilla). Gene Ontology annotation, cellular component: nucleus; cytoplasm. Gene Ontology annotation, biological process: mRNA splicing, via spliceosome; regulation of alternative mRNA splicing, via spliceosome. Bases 1267 to 3537 code for a protein of 756 amino acids. Lineage: Eukaryota; Metazoa; Arthropoda; Insecta; Diptera; Culicidae. Gene Ontology annotation, molecular function: mRNA binding. The transcript is spliced from 6 exons. The record is from RefSeq and is a predicted model, not a curated record.